Messenger RNA from Paramecium primaurelia, 752 nucleotides. NCBI's taxonomy places the organism in Eukaryota, Ciliophora, Oligohymenophorea, Peniculida, Parameciidae. The record is from the annotation of a GenBank genome assembly.
AUGUAAUUUGAGUUAAUAGAAAGUAUAAAUUCUCUAAUUUAUAGUAUAAAGUUUAGUAAAUAAAGGUAGAUAACAAGAAGCCUUAAAAUAAUGUGAUAUUGCAAUAUCAGAAAAUUCGAAUUAAGUAUAAUUAUAUGCUAUCAAAAGUAUAUUUAUUAGUAUAAAUCUAUAUUUAGCAAAGAUUUUAGAAUCAUUAGGCCUUCAAAAUGAAGUUAUUGAUAUUUGGGAAUAAGGCAUUCAAAAUAAUAAAAAUGAUUUUCUCUUUUAUUAUGAGAAAGGUUUUAAUACUGUAUUGUAAAUUAGUUUUUGCUUUAAGAAGAUAAUAGAAAUAUGAAGAGAUAAUUAAAUGUUAUGAUUAAGGAAUAAUGAAUAACAAGAAUUAAGCUAUAUAUUAUAAUUUUAAAUGUAUUUCAUAUAUUCAUUUAUUUUAAUAGAUAUUGAAUUAGAAAAAUAGGAUAGAUUAGUUGAGGCCAUUUAAGUUUGGGAUUUAGCAAUUGAAAAUAAUAAAACAGACUCAUAUUAUUAUAGAUAGAAAAGUAACAAAAAUUUAUGAAUGAAAUAGUAUAAGCUUUGAUAAAAUGUUUUGGGGAAGAUAAUUGUUAGAAAUAGAUUUUUGAAUGUUGGGAUUAUGGAAUAUAAAAUGGAAAUAAUAAUCUAUUUUUUAUAAAAUCUAAAGGUANUAAUUUUAUUUUUCAAAAGUAAAUAUAUCUAAAUCCUAUUUUUAUAAGUAUUCAAUUAUUUAAUAUAGUUGA